AGCCGAACAGAAGCAGCAGCAAGAGCAAUAGCAAAAGCAACAGCAACAGCAACUGAUUCUAUCAAGCACAAACGACAUUACAGUAAACAUAACAAAAAAAAAAGAGACAUUGUGAAUACAGUGAAGUGACAAACAAGAGAACAACAAGAACGCAAACACAGUGAACAUUAUAUUGAAAACAAUAUCAAGUGAUAAACGAACAUAGAUAAACAUAUAAUGGCCACAUUAUCGUCACAUCCCAAUUAUGGUUUCCAUUUGGGCACCGGUCAGGGCCUGGAGCUGCCGUCCCCUGGCGACUAUGCGUCCCAGGGCCUGGUCAAUGCCCAGCUUAGCCCCAGCAUGGACAUGGAUAUAAAGCGUGUGUUGCAUUACUCACAAAGCGGCGGAUUGGCUGCCAGUCUGGCAGCCAUGGGCGGCUCACCAGGUGGUGGUGGCCCAGGCGGCGUCAGCAGCCAAGCUGCCAGCAACAUGAGCCACCACAUGGCGCAUCAUAUGCACAACGCCGUGGCCGCACAGCAGACCCUCUCGCCCAACAGCUCCAUUGGCUCCGCCGGCAGUCUGGGCAGCCAGAGCAGCUUAGGCAGCAGCGGCAUGGGUGGAGGCAUUGGCAUGGGCGCACAUGGCUCGGGCGUGGGCACUGGCCCUGGUAAUGGCUCCAUGCACAGUUUGGCCACAUCGCCUGGACAGGAGGGACACAUCAAGCGCCCGAUGAACGCGUUUAUGGUUUGGUCGCGUCUGCAGCGUCGUCAGAUCGCCAAGGAUAAUCCCAAGAUGCACAAUUCGGAGAUAUCGAAGCGCUUGGGCGCCGAAUGGAAACUGCUGGCCGAGUCGGAGAAGCGUCCGUUCAUUGAUGAGGCCAAGCGCCUGCGCGCAUUGCACAUGAAGGAACAUCCGGAUUACAAGUAUCGUCCACGUCGCAAGCCCAAGAACCCGCUGGCCGCUGGCCCCCAGGGCGCACUCCAAAUGCAGAGCAACAUGAACAUGAACAUGAACAUGAAUAUGAACAUGAAUAUGAACAUGAAUAUGGCGCAACAGAAACUGGGUGGAGCCGGCGGCGGUCCGGCGGGCGGUGGCUACAAUCCGUUCCAUCAGCUGCCCCCAUACUUUGCACCCUCGCAUCAUCUGGACCAACCGUAUCCGGUGCCAUAUUUCACAGGUUUCGAUCCGCUGGCGCUGUCUAAGCUGCAUCAGAGCGCGGCGGCAAACAAUCAGACGCACAAGCACCUGGAGGCGCAGCAGGCGUCACAAUUGCCACCCACAUCCCUGAGCAGCUUCUACUCCGGCAUCUACUCGGGCAUCUCGGCGCCAUCACUGUAUGCCGCGCACUCUGCGAACGCCGCCGCCGCUGGACUGUAUACCUCAUCCUCGACAUCGUCGCCGGGCUCCUCGCCCGGCACCAUCACGCCCAACGGCAUGGACGGCUCCAUGGACAGCGCCUUGAGGCGGCCGGUGCCAGUGCUCUAUUAGGCACAAGCGCGGGCCAAAGCUGUCCCAGAGUAAAGUACAAUUUGCAUUGUUGACGCGUUCCCAAAGUGAUCCACUGGUUUUAAAUCUUUAAAAGCUCUAUGUAAGCCAAUUACGAUCUAGUAGUUCUCUAUCUUUGAUAUUUCUCGCCCUAUCAAGCAAAACGCUCGCAAAAGUCUAGUACAAUCUUUGCACAAGAAAGAAACCGUAAGAAACAUUCCUAGCCAAUAAACAUACAUAUUACCUAACAUAAUACAAAUUAUAAUAAUGUCUAUAAUUUAUUGUCGCUAAACAAAACAAAUUAAAUACCUAAUUGUAAAUUAAUUUUAUUUAGUUCUAA
This is a messenger RNA of Drosophila montana, 1804 nucleotides long. It is a transcript of the gene D, whose product is annotated as Dichaete. Lineage: Eukaryota; Metazoa; Arthropoda; Insecta; Diptera; Drosophilidae. The coding region runs from base 217 to 1467 and encodes 416 amino acids. The record is from RefSeq and is a predicted model, not a curated record. Gene Ontology annotation, molecular function: DNA-binding transcription factor activity, RNA polymerase II-specific; RNA polymerase II cis-regulatory region sequence-specific DNA binding. The transcript has a single exon. Gene Ontology annotation, biological process: cell differentiation; anatomical structure morphogenesis; positive regulation of transcription by RNA polymerase II.